AUGCUGAAUAUCAUUGGCGAUAAAGAUAGCUUGUUCGAAAUCCUCACGUUGGCUGAUGACAAUAAUACCGGACAGGGUCAAGUUGUGCUGCGAUCGAACACGCCCGACGGCAGUGGCCAAUCACUAUCAGCUCGUAAACUGGGCGCGAUUUCGUGUAGCGGUCGUGCGGUCAGUGAAACCGAGUCUCCCGCCUCGACCGACGUAUUCCGUUUGUUGUUGGUGAAUCGACCUUCCAUAGUAUUUCUAUCCAUGCUCACUGGAGGCUUCAUUUCGCGUGGAAAGCAGACCGCAUUGGAUUGUUCCGGUACAACUUAUGAGCCGUUUAUCCUCCGGGCCACGAAGCGCAGUACCUAUCAGUUUUUCGCGCGUGGAGCACAGUCGGGUUAUUCCAUGUGGACUGCUUGUUCCGAUGGUUUUCUGCACCUGAAAACAACCAACCGUUCACCGGACGAUGAGUCUGAACCUGAGGUUCUCGAACCCGGAACUGAGUUUCUAUUCUAUUUCCUUGGCAACGGCAGAACUUUGAUACGUUUAGCUACCGAAGCAUUUCCUGGACUGUGCUUGUUGAAAGCUGAGGCCAAAGGUGAAGUGAAGUAUGACGUGACCGGGGAGAUCUUCGCCAAUUACAUUUGGGAGAUAUAA
Messenger RNA from Echinostoma caproni, 642 nucleotides. The record is from the annotation of a GenBank genome assembly. Lineage: Eukaryota; Metazoa; Platyhelminthes; Trematoda; Plagiorchiida; Echinostomatidae.